AUGUCUUCUCAGCCCUUCCUGCCAUUGUCCUCGUCGCCAGCUUCUACGUUGCUGCCGCGACGUCCCAGUCUGGAACUCGAGCGGGAUAUGUUGACGACGCGUGGCCAGCGUACUUGGUCUUUACUGCCCAGUCGUACAUCCAGCGCCGCAUUGCAUGAACUCAAUGAAGAAGUCGCAUCGCCAACAUUUCUCCGACGAGGCUCACAUCUCAUUGGGCAUAGUAAUCCCCGUUAUAAAUGGCGACAAUACUACGAGCGUAAUAACUCGUUGAUAUCUCAAUAUCUGUAUAUCGAUCGUUUGCUGGAUUCUUCUUUACCACACAAUUUAAUUGAAGAUUACAAUGGAUGCCAUCACCACGUACCAUCUGAAUCUUCCACCCGCCUACAACCGGAAGCAGACGUGGAACCCAACAACGAAGCCAAUGAAUCUCAAAAUGCUUCUAAAAACUCCAGAGUUAAACGCACAGCCCACAACUUAUACCGCAUCCCCGAUGAAACAGACCCACUGCUCCCUUCAAACGAUGACGAGAACUGUAUUCACCACAUACCAGAAAUGGAACCACACAGCUCUAUGUCCCCCGAAAAAGAAGAGCAGCUAAUCAACCUCGCCAUCAAAGUCAAUUUCGCUGCGAAUGUCAUUCUGCUCGGAUCAAAGGUAGCCAUCAUGGCUCUAACAAGUUCAAUGUCCGUUCUUGCAGGAUUAGUUGAUGGGGUACUGGACUUUCUCAGCACACUGAUUAUAUGGAUUACGACGACUAUUAUUCGUCGACAAGAUCGGAAUAGAUACCCUAUUAGUCGGCGCAGAUUGGAACCUGUGAGCGUUUUGGUUUUCUCGGUUAUUAUGGUUACGUCGUUUUUUCAGGUUGCUCUUACUUCUAUUAAUAGGUUGACUGGGGAUGAUCGUGAGCUUGUUGAGCUUUCUUUGCCUUCGAUUGUACUUAUGGCUGCGACGGUGGUUGUUAAGUUGGCUUGUUGGGUUUGGUGUCGGCUUAUUCCUAGUCCGAGUGUUCAAGUGCUUGCGCAGGAUGCUAUGACAGAUGUGGUUUUUAAUACUUUUAGUAUUAUAUUCCCGUUGAUUGGGGCAUUUGCUCGUCUUUGGUAUCUUGAUCCCCUUGGUGGUGUUUUCUUGUCUGUCUAUAUUAUGUGGAACUGGGGCCAGACAGCAAGCGACUAUAUUGUUCGUCUUACAGGUGCUGCUGCUUCUGCGACUGAUCACAGUAUUCUGCUGUAUAUGACUAUGCGGUUUUCGAGGGUGAUUUUGAAAAUUCAGGAUCUCAAAGCGUAUUACGCGGGUGACAAGCUGAAUGUUGAGGUUGAUCUUGUUGUGGAUGAAAGGACUAGUCUUCGCGAUAGCCAUGAUGUUGGAGAAAGCUUACAGUAUAUUCUGGAGAGCGUACCGACUGUGGAUAGGGCGUUUGUGCAUCUGGAUUAUGAUGAGUGGAAUCUUCCGAGUCAUAUGAAUCAGUUGGAUCGUUAG
Molecule: messenger RNA, 1476 nt
Organism: Penicillium angulare
Lineage: Eukaryota; Fungi; Ascomycota; Eurotiomycetes; Eurotiales; Aspergillaceae
Product: cation diffusion facilitator family transporter
Exons: 3
Coding region: 1-1476 (491 amino acids)
Biological process (GO): transmembrane transport; monoatomic cation transport
Cellular component (GO): membrane
Molecular function (GO): monoatomic cation transmembrane transporter activity
Source: RefSeq, a predicted model, not a curated record